UAGAACAUUUUCAUCGUCUUCAUCGUUGAUGUUACAAUCUUUUUCGACGUCUUAUUUAUUCAAAAAUAUAUUCAGUAGAUAAACAAAGCAAUUAUUACUAUAUUGCUUGAUAAUAUGGAUGAUGAAUUAGAAGAUAAAGUAUUGUAUCAGACUUAUCUGUCAUACAUGAAGCUCAUGUCGAAGCUUGCAGUGGGGUUGCCCACUGGGUUUACCUCUGGGAUUAAUACACCGUUGGGUUAUUUUUGGAAAAUGAUACGCUCUUAUGCAUUAAGACCAGAAAUUGUUGUUUGUGGCGCAGUAGUAUUAAUUGUACUUCUCUAUUUGCAAGCAGUCGACGCUUGGAGUAGGAGUUUUAUCGGAAAAAUUCAUUAUACCGUUUGCAAAACGAAUUCGAAGGUUUCAAAGCUACAAUAUUUAAUUAGCAAUUCUAGUCAUGCUGAAAAGCUUAGUUGGGAACUUAAACAAAAUAACGUUGCUGCAUAUGCCGUUCAAGGUUACAGAGAUCAUAUGGAAGAUAGGUUUAUUGUUAAUGAUAAUAUAGAAGACACAGGUGUAUCGCUUUUUGCUGUCUUUGAUGGUCAUGGAGGAGAGUUUGCUGCAAAUUAUGCUCGAGAUAAAUUAAUACCAAAUAUAAAUAAAAAAGUGAUAGAACUAAAAAAUCUAUUGUCUGGAAAAGCAGUUCCUCAAGCUGAUCAAAAUAAAAAUGACAAUGAAAGACCUAAAGAAUCGCAAGCACUGCAAGCAAUUGAUGAACAUCUUGAACGAAGGAAAUCUUUCAAAAAAGCAGUUAGCACAACAGAUGAAUGUAUUAAAAAUACAACCAUCACAGAUCCUGAAUUGUUAGGAAAACUGGAUAGCCUUCUCCGGCCAAUAACGAGAGAAGUUAAGCCAACCAGAGGAAAUAAAGUUCCACCGCGUGAAGUAAACAUAUCGUCAUAUAUUGAAGGUCAAAAAAUAAAUUAUGGGAAAUUGUUAACAGAUGAAGUUAUAGCGGCGGAUAAUUUAUUAGUUGAAGCCGCUAAAAAAAAUAUGAACGUAGCUGGUACAACAGCUUUAAUAGUAAUUUUAGAUGAUAAUAAAUUAAUAGUGGCAAAUGUUGGAGACUCUCGAGGUGUAAUGUGUGACAGUAAAGGCAAUGCAAUACCGCUUUCUUUUGACCACAAGCCUCAGCAGCAAAGAGAAAGACAGAGGAUAAAUAAAGCAGGAGGUAUGGUGACAUUCAAUGGUGUCUGGCGAGUAGCUGGCAUUCUAGCAACAUCAAGAGCCUUAGGAGACUAUCCAUUAAAAGAUAAAAAACUUGUCAUUGCUGAUCCAGACAUAUUGACAUUCGAUCUAAAGGAUCAUGAUCCGAUGUUCUUGAUUCUAGCUUCUGAUGGAUUAUGGGAUACGUUUUCAAAUGAAGAAGCUGUUGCUUUUAUUAAAGAACGACUUGGUGAGCCUCAUUAUGGUGCCAAAAGUAUUACUCUUCAAAGCUAUUAUAGGGGAUCUUUAGAUAAUAUUACCGUCGUUGUAAUAAAUUUAAAGGACCGUAAAUAUAGCGUGUCUGAAUACAAAAAACAUUCUUAAUGUGUAGGUUUUUUUAAAGUUAUUUAUAUUUACAUUUAUUAAACUACGAAUGAUCAAAUUUACGAUAUUAAUAUUUUAAUUAAAAAUAUAUAACUGUUUUUAAUUACAAUAUCUGCUCUUUGAGUCAUAGUGAAAUUAUUUAUUUAUUUAUACACUAUAUACUGUUGAUAAAUGAGUUAGAAAUAAUUCAUGGGAUAUUU
This is a messenger RNA of Chelonus insularis, 1766 nucleotides long. RefSeq names its product protein phosphatase 1L. Lineage: Eukaryota; Metazoa; Arthropoda; Insecta; Hymenoptera; Braconidae. Gene Ontology annotation, molecular function: cation binding; protein serine/threonine phosphatase activity. Gene Ontology annotation, biological process: positive regulation of canonical NF-kappaB signal transduction; positive regulation of canonical Wnt signaling pathway; peptidyl-threonine dephosphorylation. The transcript is spliced from 9 exons. Gene Ontology annotation, cellular component: cytosol; nucleus. The record is from RefSeq and is a predicted model, not a curated record. The coding region runs from base 115 to 1566 and encodes 483 amino acids.